AUGUCGAGUCUCUUUUCAUCCAUCCCGGCUCCGCAGGCGCUGCUUGCACCUCUCGCUCGCCCAACAGCUGCUAUCGCUCGUUCUUCCAUCCUCUCGCUCUUCUUCAAGCUCACUGUCGGCCAACUCGAGCUCCGUACCCAAGACGGCCAAGUUCACCGCUUCGGCGACCCCACACUCGUCAAGAGCAAGCAGCACAACCAUGAGCCCUCUGUUGCUUCGAACAAGUCCAAAUCUGUUGCUGCUGCCAGCGCUGAACUCGCCAACAACUCCGCCAAAGCUCCUCAUGCUAUCAUCAUUGUCAGGAACGAAUCCUUCUGGACUCGCAUGUUUUUCGGUGCCGAUUUGGGUUUCGCCGAAGCCUACAUGAUUGGCGAUGUUGACACACCCGAUCUUGCUGCCUGUUUUGACCUGUUCAUCCUCAACCGCGCUAGUUUGAGCAACUUGGAAAGCAUCAGUUUUGCCAGCUCUCUCAUCUCUUCCGCCCAGACCAUCCUCAACAAGCGCUACGCCAACACCAAGGUCGGCAGUUUGCGCAACAUUGGCGCUCACUACGAUAUCAGCAACACCAUGUACAAGGCCUUCUUGAGCAAGGACAUGACCUACUCGUGUGCCGUGUUCGAUACUCUCGAUGCCGACGUUUCUGGUCCCUUGCUUAACCAGCUCAACCAGAAGACUCGGGCGGCGUUGGGCACUGCGGCGAACGUCCAUGUGAACGCUGGGGCUGCCAAUGGCGUCUUUAAGCCUCUCGGGCUCACUGCUGAUCCAUCUGCUACUGCCUCGGCGAAGAGCAACUCGACCACAGUGGACAGGUCAGGCGAUCUCCCCACACCUCCCUCGGAGACAGAAGGUGGAGCCACUGAAUACGAUGAGCUCGAAGAAGCGCAAAAGAACAAGUUACGGCUCAUUAUCAAGCUUGCCAACAUCCGCCCUGGCGACCGUGUUCUCGAAAUCGGUACCGGUUGGGGUUCGUUUGCCAUGGAAGCAGUCCGUACGACCGGUUGCAAAGUCGACAGUGUCACUCUAUCCGUCGAGCAGAAGGCACUUGCCGAGCAACGCAUUGCCGCAGCAAAAAUGGAAUUCAAGAUCAAAGUUCACCUUAUGGACUAUCGCGACUUCCCCGCUAGCUGGACCGACAGCUUCGACCGCGUUUGCUCGAUCGAAAUGCUCGAAGCUGUCGGAAUCGAGUUCCUGCCCACCUACUUCAGCUGCGUCGACCGCGUGUUGAAGCGCAACGGCGGUGUCGCAGUCUUCCAGUGCAUCACUAUGCCUGAAAAUCGUGCAGAGGCUUACUACAAGGGCGUCGAUUUCAUCAAGAAGUGGAUCUUCCCUGGUGGUGUUCUUCCUUCCGUCACCUCGCUCGUCAACGGUGCCACCGACGGCUCCAACGGAAACCUCAUCCUCGAUACCCUCGUCAGCAUCGGUCCUCACUACGCGAGGACUUUGCGAGAAUGGAAGAAUCGUUUCGAAGCCAAUUUUGACAAAGUCAUUAGGCCAGCUCUCCUUCGAGACCACAACGAGAUCAGCAGAUUGCCCGAAGCACAGAAGCAGAAGGAGGUCGAGGUCUUCCGCAGGAAAUGGAUCUACUAUUUUGUUUACUGCGAGGUCGGUUUCACGCAUCGUGUGAUCAACGAUCACAUCCUUGCCUUCACCAGGGAAAACAAUACCACACUUCCCGUUUGCUCUGGUUAA
Messenger RNA from Ustilago hordei, 1689 nucleotides. RefSeq lists its product as uncharacterized. The transcript has a single exon. Bases 1 to 1689 code for a protein of 562 amino acids. Gene Ontology annotation, biological process: lipid biosynthetic process. The record is from RefSeq and is a predicted model, not a curated record. NCBI's taxonomy places the organism in Eukaryota, Fungi, Basidiomycota, Ustilaginomycetes, Ustilaginales, Ustilaginaceae.